Messenger RNA from Volvox carteri f. nagariensis, 1176 nucleotides. RefSeq lists its product as uncharacterized. The record is from RefSeq and is a predicted model, not a curated record. Gene Ontology annotation, molecular function: ATP hydrolysis activity; ATP binding. Lineage: Eukaryota; Viridiplantae; Chlorophyta; Chlorophyceae; Chlamydomonadales; Volvocaceae. The coding region runs from base 1 to 1176 and encodes 391 amino acids. The transcript is spliced from 12 exons.
AUGAUGCGGCGCCCCACCCGCACCUUCAGCGGCGGCUGGCGCAUGCGGGUGGCUCUGGCCCGGGCGCUGUUCGUGGAACCGGACCUGCUACUGCUGGAUGAACCCACCAACCAUCUGGACCUGCAUGCGGUGUUAUGGCUGGAGGACUACCUGGUCAAGUGGCCCAAGACGUUGCUGGUGGUGUCGCACGCGCGGGAAUUCCUGAACGUCGUCGCCACGGACAUCCUGCACCUGCACUCGCAGAAGAUCAUCACGUACAAGGGCAAUUACAGCAUCUUCGAGAAGACCAUGACGGAGCGACUUCGCAACCAGCGUAAGGCGGCCGAGGCUCAGGAGGCGAAGCGCAAGCACGUGCAGCAGUUCAUCGACCGCUUCAGGCAGAGAUGGUACAACGCCAACCGUGCCGCGUUGGUCCAGUCCCGCAUCAAGGCCUUGGAGCGCAUGGCGGAGGUGGAGGUGAUGGAGGAGGACCCCGAGUACGUGUUCUCCUUCCCCGAGCCCGAGGGCUCCGCAGCGCCGCCCAUCAUCGCCUUCAACGACGUGUCGUUCGGAUACCCGGGGGGCCCCACGCUGUUCAAGAACCUCAAUUUCGGGCUGGACCUGGAGAGCCGCUUCGCCAUCGUGGGCCCCAACGGUAUCGGCAAGUCCACACUGCUCAACCUGAUCUCAGGGAAGCUGCAGCCCACGGAGGGCUCCAUCACCAGGAACACACGGGUCCGUCUGGCCACCUUCAGUCAGCACCACGUGGAUGGACUGGAUCUGGCUCUGACACCCCUGCAGGUGCUCAGCCGAACUUUCCCCGACGCCAAGGAACCCGAGCUACGAGGGCAUCUUUCCAGCUUUGGUGUGCCAGCAACUCUGGCAGGCCAGGCCAUGUACACUCUGUCCGGAGGCCAGAAGAGCCGAGUCGCGUUCGCCAAGAUGACCUUCACCAAGCCGCACAUCUUGCUGCUGGAUGAGCCCAGUAACCACCUGGACAUCGACGCCGUCAAUGCGCUGAUCCAGGGGCUGGCCACUUUCAAGGGCGGUGUGCUCAUGGUGAGUCACGACCAGUUUUUAAUCGAGAGCACCGUGGACGAGUUGUGGAUGUGCGAGGACGGCCGUGUGCAGCCCUUCCACGGUACCUUUGAGGAGUACAAGCAGCGGCUGCGGGCCAAGAACAAGGGCCCGGCUUGA